AAACCGUCCACCAGCUACCCAAACGUUCGCACUUCUGGUUGUUCUUUCAAACCAAAUACCCAAAUACAGUGAACAGAGUUUUUUGUUGCGAAGCAAAACGCAAGAAUACAACCGAGACCGAGACGAAUUUUCGAUUCUACAUCUCGAUUCCGUGAAAGUGAAGUAGUUGAAAACACCAUCAAAGCACCGUUUGAUCCGUGAAUCCACCCGUGAAUUAGAAGCAGAAGCUUUGUGAAGCAGGUUUAUUGUCCACUUGGUAGCUAACAGUGAUGGUUGUCGCAGUGAAAGUAUUCAAAAAAUCGGCACCGAAUGGCAAACUGACCGUCUAUCUCGGCAAGCGUGACUUCAUCGACCACACCGACUACUGUGACCCGAUCGAUGGCGUUAUCGUGCUGGAUCAGGAGUACCUGCGAGGUCGCAAGAUCUUCGGGCAGCUCAUUACCACCUAUCGCUAUGGUCGCGAAGAGGAUGAGGUGAUGGGGGUGAAGUUCUCCAAGGAGAUGGUGCUAGCGAAGGACCAGAUCUACCCGAUGGAGAACGCCAACAUGGAGAUGACGCCGAUGCAGGAGCGGCUGGUGAAGAAGCUGGGCGCGAACGCAUUCCCGUUCACCUUCCACUUCCCGAGCAUGGCACCGAGCUCGGUAACGCUCCAGGCCGGUGAGGACGACCAGGGCAAACCGCUCGGUGUCGAGUACGCGAUCAAGGCGUUCGUCGGUGAGGAUGAAAGCGAUAAGGGCCACAAGCGCAGUGCCGUCACGCUUACGAUCAAGAAGCUGCAGUACGCACCCGCUACCCGUGGCCGCCGUCUACCUUCGUCGCUCGUCAGCAAGGGCUUCACGUUCUCGCAGGGCAAGAUUAACCUGGAGGUAACGCUCGAUCGGGAGAUCUACUACCACGGUGAGAAGCUCGCCGCCAACAUCGUCGUGACGAACAACUCGCGCAAGACUGUCAAGAGCAUCAAGUGCUUCGUGGUGCAGCAUUGCGAGGUCACGAUGGUGAAUGCGCAGUUCAGCAAGCACAUUGCUUCGCUGGAAACGCGCGAAGGUUGUCCGAUCACACCCGGGGCCAGCUUCACGAAAUCCUUCUUCCUGGUACCGCUUGCCUCGAGCAACAAGGACCGCAGGGGAAUUGCACUCGACGGACAUCUGAAGGAUGAUGACGUGAAUCUCGCCUCGUCCACACUGAUCGGCGAAGGCAAAUGUCCCUCGGAUGCGAUGGGUAUUGUCAUCUCGUACUCGCUGCGCGUCAAGCUUAACUGUGGCACGCUCGGCGGUGAACUCCAGACGGACGUACCGUUCAAGCUGAUGAACCCAGCACCUGGAACCGUGGAACGAGAACGAGUGAAUGCGCUCAAGAAGAUGAAGUCGAUAGAGCGUCACCGUUACGAAAACUCGCACUACGCCGACGAUGACGAUAAUAUCGUGUUCGAGGACUUUGCUCGCCUGCGGAUGAACGAGCCGGAAUAAAGCGGCCCGCGGGUUAUACAGGCGCUUAUCACCACCUUCGCCAAUGAGGGCAUUACCGAUCGCGGUACCCUUCUUCAUCACCAACCAUCCUGAGCUGAGCAAACUUUCAAGCAAUUUCUAGACAAAUUGCUAAUGCUUCCCGCACCCGUGGAACACCCGUGUCCCUUUUGCUGCCCCAACCCUGUUAGCUCCCAAGAGACCGCAUCGCAGUGUGCGUGUAUAGGGCUUGAAGGAAACAAAUUCUGCCACCAGGGACCUGUCCAGGGUUAGCUAGGGAACUCCAGCAGCGAAACAUACCUGAGCCACGUAACAAUGCCCAUGUGAUAAUACUAUGAUGCUAUUUAAAUUAAUCACCCAGUGCGCCAACAGAGACAGAGCGCGAUGUAAAACUGACAAAAAAAAAUCAACCAAGCGAAGGAACAACCUACCCUAAGUGCUCCCUAUUAACGUGUAACGAUAUAAAAGAGAGAGAAAAAACACUAGAAAAAAAACGAGGAGCGAUAAUAGUAAGCCUCCACAAAAAAAGAAGCAACAAGCAAAGUAACGGAACGAUUAUUAAAUGACAACGAAUUUGAUUCAUCGAUUAAUUAACUGUCAUGCAAUGGUUCUAACGAAAGACUGCGCAGUCACGAUACAACAACAAA
Molecule: messenger RNA, 2110 nt
Organism: Anopheles funestus (African malaria mosquito)
Lineage: Eukaryota; Metazoa; Arthropoda; Insecta; Diptera; Culicidae
Gene: Arr2
Product: arrestin homolog
Exons: 4
Coding region: 270-1466 (398 amino acids)
Biological process (GO): G protein-coupled receptor internalization; signal transduction
Cellular component (GO): cytoplasm
Molecular function (GO): G protein-coupled receptor binding
Source: RefSeq, a predicted model, not a curated record